AUGACAAUUGAAUUAAAAAAUGGAUUAAAUUUUCGUCUCAGAAGUAAAAAGAGUUUAAAAAAUAGAGAUGGAACCAAUGAUUGGUUUUUAGGAGUUUAUGAUGGAGAAUUGGUAUCAAAUGGUGGUAAUAAAAAUGAUAAUACAAUUUGGGUAUUAAAUUUAAGCAAUUCCACAACUGGUUCAAGUUUUAUUACAUCAAAAGAUAGUAAAUAUUGUUUGGGUAUUGAUGAAGGAUUAAAUAUGAUUAGUGAUGCUGAUAAAAAUGGUAAUGGUUUAUUUAUUUUCGAUUGGCAACCAAAUGGUAGAGUUUGUAUUCAAUCAGUUUUAUAUGCAAAUAAAAAAAAUAGAACAGGUAAGUUUGGUCCUCAUUUAGGUAUUGAUCCAAACGGUGGCUUAAUUGGUAAUGCUGGUACUGGGGAAUGGGGUCAAUUCGAUAUUAUAUUGGUGGAUGAAAAAGAAAGUGGUAGUCCAUCAAAUCAUGGUGCCUCAACUGUAUCAUCAAACAAUAACAAUAAUAAAAAUGAUAGCAUUAAUAAUAAUAAAAGUGCUAUCCCAAAUUCAAAUCCAUCAAUAAAACUUUUAACAGAUUUUACUAAACAUCGUGAAUUAUGGGGUGAAAGAUUUUAUAUUGAACAAAAAUUUACAAAAUCAGUAAAAGCAAGAUUAGCAACAAUGAUUAGAAUUCCAAAUUUACAUGUAAAGAAAUGGAGUGUAGUUGUAAGUGCUCCACCCACACCAUUACAAACUCAAAUGAUCAAGAGUGCCAAAUUAACCAUUACUGAUAAUACUGGCAAUAACGAAAUUUCUAAAGGUUCAAUGGUCAAAGCUAAACAUCACUUUAUCCUUAAAGCAGUUGCUAGAGGUAUUCCAAAACAACAUAAAAUUCAUGCAUAUUAUGAUAUCGAAGCAGAUCUCUAUAGUAUUUCACUUAAAAAAAUUUCAAAUGAUACUACUUUUAUGCCAAUGGUUCAACCUUUAUCUCAAGAGGAAAGAUUAUAUUAUUUACAAACUACCAACUUUAUUAAUUACAAUACUCCACAAUUUCAACAAUGGGUACAAUCUAAUCAACUACAUCCAAUUCUUUUGAAUGAUGGUAGUGUUGAAUCUUUACUGUGCUAUUGCUAUCGUGUUUUCCUUUUCAUUAAACUUAACUUUGAAUAUGUUUUUGCAAAAGAUGUUGUUGGUGGUAGUAGAAAAGCUACUGAUACAAUUCAGCAUAGAAAAACUGAUUGCGGUGGUUUUGCAAUUCUCUAUAGUUCCAUUUUAAGAAUGCAUGGUAUUCCAACACGUAUUUUAAUUGGUAGAUGGGCAUUAUCAGGUACCGCCGAAAAACAAAAAGUUCAUGUAGUUGGGGAAUUUUAUGCUGAUGGUUUGGGAUGGUGUCCUUUCGAUCCAGCAUGUGCCAUUACUGGUGAUAAAACUGAACCAUUUACAAAGUUUUUUGCUAAAAAUUCAGGUGAGUUUAUUACUAUGCAUAUUGAACAUGGUAUACAUGGUAUUGAUAAUUCAAUUGACGAUAAACAUCAAACUAUUGAAUUUUUACAAAGUACUGCUUUUUGGGUAGAAGGUGAUGGUAAUUUUAAUGGUCAAAUAGUUGAAAAUCUUUGGACUGUAGAAAAAGUUGAAAAAUAA
Molecule: messenger RNA, 1632 nt
Organism: Dictyostelium purpureum
Lineage: Eukaryota; Evosea; Eumycetozoa; Dictyosteliales; Dictyosteliaceae
Exons: 3
Coding region: 1-1632 (543 amino acids)
Source: RefSeq, a predicted model, not a curated record